Molecule: messenger RNA, 1139 nt
Organism: Prorocentrum cordatum
Lineage: Eukaryota; Dinophyceae; Prorocentrales; Prorocentraceae
Source: the annotation of a GenBank genome assembly
CUCCGUCUCAACACGCUAUAUGCUGCGCGUUGCGUAACAGGGCAGCUCAGUUGCGUAUUCUGGGCUCAUCCGGCCGAGUUCGGCCCAGUCCCGCUCAAUCCAGCUUAAUCUGGCUUUAUCCCGGGCUCCAUGCGGCCUAAUUCGCGCCCUCAUCGGGCUCAGUCGCCCUUCCUCGUUCCGUAGCGAAAGCCUCCCGGGAGUUGCCUCCUAUGCUGCGCCUGCGCCCCCCCUGCGGCCCCGGGCCGCCCAGGUCGAGAAGUCCGGCAAGCAGGCCUCCAAGGCGGACCGGGGCGGCGGCGCCGCGGUGCUUGCAGCCCCGGAGCCGCCGCCGCCACCGCAGCAGCAGCAGCCGCAGCAGCAGCCGCAGCAGCAGCCGCAGCAGCUGCGGACACCCGCGCUGUCUGCCCCGCCGGGGUCGCGCCAGGCACGCUGCGGCUCCCCGCCGCGCAACAUCGGGGGACCCGCGGCGGCGGACCCGCGCGGCAUGGACACCCCAGAGAUGCGGGAGCGGGUCCGGUGGAGCGAGAUGAACAGCCCGAGCCCGUUCCCCGACACGGGCGACACGGGCGGCUCGGGCGGCUCCGCGCACCCCGCGCCGUGGGAGAAGGCCGCCACCGCCAAGCCGUUCGGCGCGCUCGAGCACCUUCAGGCGCUCUCGGCGGGCACGGGCGACGAGCAGUUUCAGAAGUCACUCUUCGCCAACAUGGGGGAGAUGCCCGCGCCGCCACCGCCAGACUUCUCAGAGGUCUUGGGCCACCUGGGCGCCUUCUCCGCCCUCGGGCAUCCAGGCGGCACCACGCCCGCCUUCAACCCCGACGCGCCCGUCUUCAGCAUGGCGCCGCCGCCGCCGCCCCAGGUGUGAUGAGCAGCCAGCCGCGGCGCCUGGGAUCCGAGCACAAGGGUGCCAGAACGGUCCACGCGUGGGGUGAUCGCCUUCGGUGGCAAGACGGGGAUGGACGAGGCACGGGAGAACGGGGAGGGCAAGCGCACCUGAACGGCCACCCGACGCGGACUGUUGAUUUGUACCUCUCUCGCCGAACGCGCAGCUCGGGGGGGCCGCAGAGACGUGACACCAGGGGCUGGGAUGUGCCCUACAGUCAGUGUGCGAUUGUUGCUCGCGAGACUUGAGCGACCAUGCU